CUCUCUCUCUCUCCUCGCCCACUCAAAGUUUCAGCUUUUGAAUGAAAACCGUGGGUUCUUUUGGCUUCGAAAAGCUGGUUGCGACUUCUCCUUCGAAAACCAUGGGCAGUUUUUCCUGUCAGCUCCCACCAGAAACCCUCCCUCUCCAAAACCAGUUGCUGUGCUCGCCGUAUGUGCCACAGGCUCCUGUCUCCGUCCAUCGGCAUCACCCUCAUCUUCCCCACCAUAAAACCCGUCGAGCUCGCCUCUUCUCCUUCCUCAAUUUUGGAGAAGUUUCUUGGGUCUCCCUCCUUUUAUCCUGAACUGGGUUUUGAAAAAAAAAAGAGGCAAAAAGAUGGAAUCUUGCACUCCAUGGAUGAGGCUUUCCAGGCUCUCGGUGUUGCAUUUCGGGGUCUCUUGAGGUUUCGCUGACUUGGGUAUGUUCUUUUUAUCUGUCGGGCUGUGUGGGAAUCUCUCUGUUUUUUUGUUUAUCACGAGGUGAAAGAAGUCUGGUUCUGUAUGCGGGCAUUUGGCCUUCUUUGGGGAGGGGGUCAAAAAUUGUAUCUUUAUUGGCAAAAUCGGGCAUAGGAGAUUCAUUUCUGAGAGGGAAGGAAGAUUCGUAGGAGUGAACUGAAGAUAGAAUCUGUCUUUUGUUUUGUAUUAUGUUGAUGGAAACCAAUGGUUUAGGCGGCGGGAUUUAUGGAGGCAUUGGUCCAGGAAUGCUUGGUCUAGAAAUGCCUCUGCAUCAGCAGCAGAACCCCCCAAAUGCCCCAAGCCCUCACUCCUUGCACAACCCACAAUUGGUGGCCUAUGCCCCCCAUGAGGGCGACCGCCACCCUCAGUCUCAGCCGCCGGCGAAACCUGGGUAUGCCUACGCUGCUAAGUCCAACCAACAGUCGACCCUUAGUGAUGAUGACGAGGCCGGGUUCAAUGCUGAUGAUGGCGCUGGGGACGGCAAGAGGAAGGCGUCCUCUCCGUGGCAGAGGAUGAAGUGGACCGACAUCAUGGUUAGGCUCCUGAUAACGGCCGUGCUAUAUAUUGGCGACGAGGGGGGUUCGGAGUCGAACGACCCCAAAAAGAAGCCUGCGGGUUUGCUUCAGAAGAAAGGGAAGUGGAAGUCGGUAUCGCGAGCUAUGAUGGAAAAAGGGUUCUACGUGUCGCCGCAGCAGUGCGAGGACAAGUUCAAUGAUUUGAAUAAGAGGUAUAAGCGGGUCAACGACAUCCUCGGCAAGGGGACAGCUUGCCGGGUGGUGGAGAACCAGAGCUUGUUGGAGAUGAUGGAUUUGUCGCCGAAGAUGAAGGAAGAAGUUAAGAAGUUGCUCAACUCAAAGCAUUUGUUCUUUAGAGAGAUGUGUGCUUACCACAGUAGUUGCAGUCAUGGUCGGUGGCACCGGUGGCACCAGCGGUGCGCACCCCUCACCCGAGGUGGCUGUGGAGCCGUCUCACAUCCAGCAGCAGCAGCAGCAGUUGCCGCAGCAAGGGGAGGAAGCUGCGAAGAGGAAUCUGACGAUGACGAGGACGAAGACUCGGAAGAUGAGGAUGACGAUGAAAGUGAUGAUGAGGUGGGAGAAGUUGGUUCGAGGGGCCACAGCGGGCACGGACAUGAAGAUGAACACGAUCACAACGAGUCACGCAAAAGGCCGAGGAAAUGCCUAAUCUCGCUCUCUCCCGUGCUCAUGCAGCAGCUGAGCGGCGAGGUGAUGAGCGUGACGCAAGACGGCAACAGGAGCCCGUGGGAGAAGAAGCAGUGGAUGAAGGCGAAGCUGUUGCAGCUGGAGGAGCAGCAAGUGAGCUACCAGCUGCAGGCGUUCGAGCUCGAGAAGCAGAGGCUGAAGUGGGUGAAGUUCAGCGGCAAGAAGGAAAGGGAAAUGGAGAGAGCCAAGCUCGAGAACGAGCGGAGGAGGCUGGAGAACGAGAGGAUGAUGCUUCUCGUCCACCAGAAGGAGCUCGAAUUGCUCGAUCUUCAACAGCAGCAGCAACAUUCAGCCAACAAACGGAGCGAACCAUCCUCGAUCACGGGAUAAUUUGUACAUUUUGUGAGAUAGAGUAGACACAAAGAACUGGUUAUUCUUCAGAAAUGUAGUUGUGAUCUCAGUAUUUCUGUAUGAAUGUCACAUUCAAGGUACUUUUGAUGUGGUAA
Messenger RNA from Rhodamnia argentea, 2119 nucleotides. RefSeq lists its product as uncharacterized. The record is from RefSeq and is a predicted model, not a curated record. Lineage: Eukaryota; Viridiplantae; Streptophyta; Magnoliopsida; Myrtales; Myrtaceae.